AUGCAACAACUAGCCGAGACCGCCUCCCUGCCAUAUCACGAACCCGGUAUUGUGACUAUUUUGACACAGUCGUCCUUCUUCCUGGUUCUAAAUGUUGUCAACUAUGUUCUGGACAAGGCAGUGUACUGCGGUCUUUUGGGUCAAGUCUUUAUCGGCAUAGCCUGGGGGACCCCCGGUGCAAAGUGGCUCGGCGUCGAGGUUGAACGAGUCGUCGUUCAGCUUGGUUACCUGGGUCUUUUGCUUCUAGUCUACCAAGGUGGCCUGUCAACAUCCCUCCAAUCGCUCAAGGCCAAUCUUCUUCUCUCUAUAUGCGUGGCAAUCACGGGGAUCGGCUUGCCUAUCGGCUCAUCAUUUGUCCUUCAACAUCUUACGCAUGCCACACCGAUCCAAUGCUUUGCUGCAGGAGCAGCUCUGUGCUCAACCAGCCUUGGCACCACCUUCACUGUUCUCAGCGCCUCUGGCCUCGCAAAAUCAAGGCUCGGCGUUGUUCUGAGUACCGCCGCAAUGAUGGACGAUGUGGUCGGCCUGGUCAUGGUUCAAAUCAUCUCGAACCUCGGUCAAAACAGCGGCGGUGUCAGUGCCGUCGCCACAGUCAGGCCACUGUUGGUGUCAUCGGCCUUUGUUGUUCUCGCCAUGGUGGCAUGCCUGGCUUUGGUGCGUCCCGCAACAUUGUGGUUGAAUUCCCAGCGGGCUCGGAAGCCCCUGGGUUUUCUAGGUCGAACGUUGAAGACGCGCGAGACUGCUCUCCUUCUCCACACGCUGAUAUUAGUUGGUUGCGUGACGGCUGCUUCCUUUGCCGGCACAUCCAAUCUGUUCGCUGCUUACUUGGCCGGAGUUUCCAUCACUUGGUGGGACUCAGUGUCUCAAUUUGCCGAAGCCGGCUCACCUCGGGUAUCGAACUCGUCCACGAGUGGAAGCACCGCAGAGCCUCGUACGCCCCGGGACGGCGAAGGAAGCACAAACACUCGCAGGGCCAUUCAAGACAAUGACUCGCAGAGCUUAUCUGGCCUGGAGACCUAUGAAAUGUUUUACCUCGAACCAGUCGAUCGGAUUAUGAGGCCUUUGUUCUUUGUACGUUGUCUACAAGCGUACGCACUAUCCGGCUAA
This is a messenger RNA of Metarhizium album ARSEF 1941, 1107 nucleotides long. Its product is annotated as Cation/H+ exchanger. Gene Ontology annotation, cellular component: membrane. The coding region runs from base 1 to 1107 and encodes 368 amino acids. The transcript has 2 exons. Gene Ontology annotation, molecular function: antiporter activity. Gene Ontology annotation, biological process: proton transmembrane transport. NCBI's taxonomy places the organism in Eukaryota, Fungi, Ascomycota, Sordariomycetes, Hypocreales, Clavicipitaceae. The record is from RefSeq and is a predicted model, not a curated record.